AGGAGACAGGCAGACAGGAUGGAUUCUCAAAACAAACCAUCGGCAAUGCACCUCGAAGGAGGCAAAGUCCACAAUGGCGAUACGGCACUCGCGCUAUUCGCUCAAGACGGCCUCCAAGGACCGAUUGAUCCCGAGGAGGAGAGAAAGCUGGUGUGGAAGAUUGACUGGAUGAUUCUGCCGUUUCUGGCUGUCUGCUAUGCCUUUUACUAUAUUGACAAAACCACCUUGUCGUAUGCUGCUAUAUUCGGGAUUAAUGAAGACCUGGGAGUCUCUGGCGAUGAAUACUCCUGGCUGUCGAGUGUCUUCUACUUUGGAUUCCUCGUCUGGAGUCCAGUGACGAACUUGUUGAUGCAAAAGUUUCCUGUUGGAAAGUAUCUCGGAGUGAAUAUAUUUCUCUGGGGGUUCUUCUUGAUGCUGCAGUCCGUUGCAAAGAACUUUGUCCAACUUGCCGUUCUUCGUGUCAUUUCUGGCGCUGCUGAAGCAUGCAGUGAUCCUGCCUUUAUGCUCAUCACUAGCAUGUGGUAUACCCGUCGCCAACAACCCAUCCGCAUCGGACUCUGGUACACAGCCAACGGAGUAGGCAUUGCCAUCGGAGGACUCUUAGGAUACGGCAUUGGCCAGAUCAAAGGGGCUCUGGCAUCGUGGAAGUACGAAUUCCUCAUCAUCGGCGCAUUAUGCUCUGCCUGGGGAAUCAUCAUCAUCUUCUUCCUCCCCGACUCCCCCGUCACAGCCAAACGACUGUCAGACCAUGAGAAACGACUCGCCAUUCAACGACUGCGAGACAAUCAGACGGGUGUGGAGAAUAAGACUAUCAAGAUGGCGCAGAUCUGGGAGGCGUUUCUCGACUGGAAGGUGUGGACGUUUCUCCUCCUUGGCUUCUCGGGGAAUAUCCCCAACGGGGGCAUUUCCAACUUUGGGACUCUCAUCAUCAAGGGCUUUGGCUUUUCAACCUUGGGAACAACUCUCAUGCAGAUCCCCUAUGGCGCCAUCAUCGCCAUCCUCAUCCUCCUCAGCGUCUGGAUCAACGACCGUCUCCCCCCAAACAACAGAUGCUAUGUCACCAUCUUCUUCCUCCUCCCCAAUGUCGCCGGCUCGUUCGGGCUCUGCUUCCUCCCUGAAUCCAACAAAGUCGGCCGUCUCAUCUGCUACUAUCUGACGGGCUCAUACAAUGCCUCCUUCGUGCUCAUCCUCUCCAUCCUAACCGCCAAUAUAGCCGGCCACACCAAGAAAGUCGUGACCAACGCCAUGAUCUUCCUGGGUGUGUGUGCCGGCAACAUCGCCGGCCCGUUCUUCUACAAGUCGGAGCAGGCACCGCGCUACCCCCUUGGGAUCUGGUCGAUGAUUGUGUCGCAUUUUGUGGAGAUUGCGCUGGUGAUCAUGUUGCGUCUGGCCUUGCAGUGGGAGAAUCGGCGCAGAGAUCGGAUCCAGGGUGUUGCAGAUGAUGACCGGCAGUGGGAGAUUGAUCAGACGGCGUUUAGUGAUUUGACAGACAAGGAGAAUCUCAACUUUCGCUAUAUUUACUAGUUAAGAACUAUUUGCGAUACAAUAUACAUCUUGACGUCUCG
Aspergillus wentii DTO 134E9 is the source of this 1565-nucleotide messenger RNA. RefSeq lists its product as uncharacterized. Gene Ontology annotation, biological process: transmembrane transport. The coding region runs from base 19 to 1524 and encodes 501 amino acids. The transcript is spliced from 5 exons. Gene Ontology annotation, cellular component: membrane. Gene Ontology annotation, molecular function: transmembrane transporter activity. Lineage: Eukaryota; Fungi; Ascomycota; Eurotiomycetes; Eurotiales; Aspergillaceae. The record is from RefSeq and is a predicted model, not a curated record.